This is a messenger RNA of Pygocentrus nattereri (red-bellied piranha), 5150 nucleotides long. Its product is annotated as RNA binding protein fox-1 homolog 2-like. The transcript has 14 exons. The record is from RefSeq and is a predicted model, not a curated record. Lineage: Eukaryota; Metazoa; Chordata; Actinopteri; Characiformes; Serrasalmidae. Gene Ontology annotation, cellular component: cytoplasm; nucleus. Gene Ontology annotation, biological process: nervous system development; regulation of alternative mRNA splicing, via spliceosome. The coding region runs from base 322 to 1662 and encodes 446 amino acids. Gene Ontology annotation, molecular function: mRNA binding.
GCUUCUAGGCUCGUUUCACUCACACUGCAGAAGCACAGAGAUAAACGGACCAACCAGUAAAACGAAUAAAGCACUUUUAAGCACACUUCAUGCCUCCAAAUCACUGAAUGUAUGUAAGUGAUCGAAUACUGCGAGGAUCCAGCGCAGUUUUCAGCUGCAGGGGCAGCAAAAGGGGAAUGGAGCUAAUUAGCCGGAGACAAGCGGACUGCCUUUAUUCUCCGAUUUAAACACGUCUAUACAGCCGGAUUACAGCAUGGGAUUUUACUGUUUUAUCGCUGGGAGAGGCUAACGCAGAUGGUUUAGCCGUGUCCUUCAGUGUUAAUGUCAACGGACGUAACUGCUGUAAUGCUGCCGGUUAGCCGGAGGAUGGUAGAUGCUGACCCUGCAGCUGCUGGACGCACAACCAGCCCUGCCGGAGCAAUACGAGGACUGAAGCGAGGUGACCCAGAGCCAGACACACAUACACACAUUCUCGUUCACACACCAGCUGCUGGGUCUGAGAUGGCUGGGGCGGAGUGUAAACGGCCAAGGAUGGAUGAAGCCGGAGAAAUUGGACACGAUUCUUCAGAUGUACAAGAUGGACAGGCAGCCCCACCCCCCUCAUUCAGCCUGACCUCCUCCCAGAACGGUGUGAGUACUGUGUCACCCUCAGGGGUGGAGUUUGGAGCACCGGCAGGAGUGGAGCCAAGACCAGCAGCCAAUGGCAGCACACCCCCCACCAGCACACCUCAGGCAAACGGCUCAUCUCAGGCUGAGGGUGGAGCUCAGUGCAGUGGGAGUGGCACAGGGGCUGAGGGACCAGAGUCUAAAAUGACAGCAAAGCGACUGCAUGUAUCUAAUAUUCCUUUCCGUUUCCGGGAUCCAGACCUGCAACAGAUGUUUGGGCAAUUUGGGAAGAUCCUGGAUGUGGAGAUCAUCUUCAAUGAAAGAGGAUCCAAGGGUUUUGGGUUUGUGACGUUUGAGUCAAGUGCAGAUGCAGAGAAAGCUCGAGAACACCUCCAUGGGACUCUGGUGGAGGGGAGGAAGAUCGAGGUAAAUAAUGCCACAGCCAGAGUGAUGACUAACAAGAAGAUGGUCACACCUUACUCCAAUGGAGACACACUCAGCACACUGCCCUACGCAGGGUGGAAGCUGAGUCCAGUAGUGGGAGCUGUCUACGGACCAGAUCUGUACACAGUGCCAGGUUUCCCAUACUCCACUGCAGCAGCAAUUCGUGGAGCCCAGCUGAGGGGGCGGAGCCGAGCCGUAUAUAGCACCAUCAGACCUGUUACACAACCUAUUACAGCUUACCCAGGUGUCGUGUAUCAGGAUGGUUUCUAUGGAGCUGCAGAUUUAUAUGGGAGUUAUGCUGCUUAUCGCUAUGCACAACCAGCUGCGGUUACUGGGGCAACAGCAGCUGCAGCAGCAGCUGCCUACAGUGACGGUUAUGGGCGAGUUUACACUGCAGACCCAUACCACACACUUGCACCUGCUGCUGCAGCUGCUGCUUAUGGAGUAGGGGCCAUGGCUGGUCUGUACAGGGGAGGGUACAGCAGCACAUCCAAACCAUCAGGACAUAUGAUGAUACCAAGGGCACACAUUUCCGCAGACACCAUGCAAAAUCAUGUGGAAUCCUUCCCGGAAGAGUGGAGACCACAAAGGGGGCAACUCUGCUCUCCAUAAUGCCCAUGGGUUUUGGAAAUAACUAUACAAUAACCUCAUGUAAGUCUGAUAGUCAGGUGUCUACAUACUUUUGGCAAGCUGUGUAAAAUUUCAUUUGUGUCUGUCCAUUCUCUUUAAAAGGCCAUUUCCCUUUCAAUAAUCACCUAUAUAUGAUUACAUCACCCUGUUGCCCAGGCCUAGUCAGUUCAAGUUAUUUUUGUGUCUCAAAAGUGCCACUCCUUAAUGAUGUAUAUUCGUGUCAGGCAUGUCAAAACCUACAUUUCAGUGAUGACCUUUUGUAAGCACCUAGAAUUAUACGCCCUAAAAUAUACACACAUACACUAUGGCAGUAUUCUGUCCACUGACUUGUAUAAACUUGCACACCCACAUGGCUUUUAGGCCCAGUGUGUUCUUGUAACUGUUUUUUUUUGUUUUUUGUUUUUUUUCCCUGAUGUUGUUUUUGCAUUUUUCUUAACUGUGGAUCCUCAAACCCUAAAGAGCGGUCCAUGUUUGCUCCAGUAACUUCCCAGGAUAUAUAGACAACUGCGCAACACAAACACAUGCAUGAAUGCCUUCUAAAUGAAUGCUUAGGAGAAACCAAAAGACUGAAUAACUGAAAAACAUCAGACGUUGAAUAUUAUUUUUAAAAGUGAAAAAAAAUGUAGAGGAAAAGAAACUCUGUUUGUUUGUUUUUUUUUUGUUUUGUUUUUCCUAGUUUAUUUUUUCUCAUUGUUACCUCACACAGCUUUUUUGCUCUGGAGAAUGUAAUGUGAAUAGUAAUGGCGUGGUUAUAUAAUUCUGCCUAUUAUUACUAUUAUUGUUAUCAUUGCUUUAUAUCGUAUUAUCCACUUAAGUAUUUAGUUCUUGCUGAUUUUAGGUAUUGUUGUACCAGCACAAGCGUCUAUGUACCUUUAUUAUUCAACUUUGUUAUCUAGACUGAAGCUUUUACAUGGCCCAGUUAUUUUCUCGUCAUCUCCCUGACAGUCUCCAUCAGUGGUUCAGUCCAACAGAAAAUUAGAAAGAAUCGCCAAAGGCUGUGUAUGAAGCUUAGUAUAGCUUGAGUUGAAGCUUAAUGAGUGAGACUGUUUAUAGGAAAUCGCCUCUAAAGGAAUUUGUUUUGAGAUAAACUUGCAAAGUUUCAUCACAACACUGCCAAAAUACCAGCAGUCCAUGGCUGAAAUUACUGCCACUUUGUGUUCAUUUGUACUACACUAGUGUUGUUUCCAUUUAAGGCAUGAAUAUCAAAAUGGUAAAUAACGCAAUUAAAGAUAAAUGAAAGAUAUACUGUUAGUUAAAGAUUACCCCCCAUAACCAUAUUUAGUUUUUGGAUAUGGAUUGAACAGGCUGAAAUAAGUUUAUAGAUAUAUUUAUAAGAGAUUGUAUAGAGUUGAUUUGUCAUAGGCACACAGCUUCACACCACUACUGUACAUGCAUUAAUAAUGUUAGCUAGCUUGCUAGUUCUACUUAUCAUGUUUUCUGAAUACUAGCACCAGCUAGUAAUUAGUAAGGCUGGCCUAGCUAAUAUUAAGAUAAUUUGCACAAUGUCUCUCAGUGGUUGACUCAUGUUACUCAUGUAAUCAUUACAACAAUCACUUUUGCCUUUAACCUAGAACUGUGAAAGAGAGUGAAGAAGCAUGCUUUUCAGUGACUAGGAGAAUGCAUGGGAGGGUGUUGGCUUAUGUAGACCAUGUCUGCACAGCCUUCAGCAAUGUAAAAUCGAGGCACUUCGGCAGGCAGUAUUUUGGAUUUUGGAUUUGUACUGAAUACCUUCCAUAUUUUAUACUGCCUAAGUAGGCAGCAUUUGUCCAUUUCAGACUCACACUGUCCCUGAGCAUGUAGGGGAGUUGAUUAAAACCGUCUCUUACUGCCUUCAGCAGAACCUGUUUGAAGUAGAACUGACUUAUCAGCUCAGAGCUGUUCAGUAGUUCAGUGGCUCGCUUGACUCUACCUGUGCUGAGCAGCUUUACUGUGGACAACAGUUUUGCCUUCCAAAAAAAGGUCCAGCCUGUCCCGAUUUUUGACACGAUUUUAAGCACAAAUACAAACAUUUGGGGUGAAUAUUUCAUUUAACAGGAUCUUUUAGUUAGGCAGAUAAGCCAAAGGUCCAACUGUCAGGACUGUCCGUUGGAAGAGUAAUUCAUGUUGGACAAUUUAUGACUAGGUAUUGCUUUCUGAAAUGCCUCUUGUUUAACUCUGGGUAUCUAUGAAUUCACUCAGUUAUUAUUGAUAUUAUUACUAAUGUCAUUUGUUGUUAUUACUAUUAUUAUUAUUGUUGUUGUUGUCGUCAUUAUUAUUAUAAUUUGUACUUUUAUUGUUUUGUUUCCAAAGAUUCUUAAAAAGCACAUUUAGGUCACAUGUGGUGUCAGGCAUGAUUGUUUUAUUUUUUUGUUUGUUUUUGUUUUUUUUUCCUCAAAUGCGCAAGAUUGAUCUGUUGUGUGCUGUUGGAGAGUGUACAUAUUAAUAGCAGGAGAUAUUAUUGCUGUGUUUGAGGUCAUCUGCAAAUCAGACUGAUAUACCCAGAGCUAUAACAUCUCCUUAACCUGUGACCCUUCUCUGCCACAUAACAUCUGAAUCAUUGGCCAGUCAGAGCCGCCUGUGGGAGAAUCCUCUGUAGAUAAAGUGAGCAUUAGCAAAAUGUGUGAUUUCAAUCCAGUUUUUACAGUAUGACAGAAAUAACUGUGUAACUGUCUAAUUAAAUUGAAUGAUCUGUAAUUGGCAGAACUCAAUAAUAGUAGCCUGGUUUGAAGUGACCUCAAGGUAUUGAAAUACCAAAACCUGCUAAUAGACACAGCCUUGCGCAGUGUUUUUAUUGUUACUGAGUAUGUCGCAUGUUGCAUAAUGCUGAUGUGUACUUUAGGGCUGUUACUUUUCAGUCUGUGGUAAUCUGGUGAAAUUUCUGAAAGAAAAAAAAAAACAUCUAAGACAAGUUCAUGUUUAUAGCCGAGCUGUAUUUCAGUAGGGACAAGAAUUUGCCAGUCAAAUCCCUUGCAAGCUAUGUUACACUAUGUUAUCCCUUGCUAAAUUAAGCUCAAAAGAUCCAAUAGUUAAGCUCUUAGAAUAAUAAGAUGAAUGCUGUAAUUAAUUUUGCUUGCUUGUAUUCACCUGAUUUGCUCAUAAUUGCUCUUUUUCCCUCCCCAAAGACAGAGAUGUUAUGGUUGUCAUAAUGUCAGACAUUUCUAAUCAGACAGUGAGGACCCUGCUUGAAAGCAAAGCAAUGUUUGCUUAUUCUCAGUUCUGUCUGGCCUUCAUUUGUGUGUUGCCUUAAUUUUGCUGAGGCCUGUCCUGUGUUGACAUGCGAGAUCUUGCAUCCUGAGUUCUUUCAGUUCCAGAUCACCAGACUGCACUCAUCUUCCAUGAUCCUUUGCUGCAGGGUAUUUUGCAGGGAAACUGACUGAGAAGAUCCAUUUUUACCCACAGUGCUUUGUUUUGUGAUGUAAACGAUAUGUGUUUUUGUCAUUAUUUCUGUUAUUUCAACUGAAUGUACAUAAAAUGGUUUGAUUUUUAAAUUA